UCCACCAACGAUCUAGAUGUCUUUAGAGUUUCAUCGGUAACGGUCACAGAAGUUACAGGUUAUUUAAUCUAUUGAACUCUUCGCGUCAGAAUCUCCGUUUCUGUUUUUUUGAUUUUAUACAGACUUAUUAUCACUUAUAUUUAUUCACGUAAGCGUUGCCGUUUCGGUUUGUGUAUAGCAUCGCUUCCCAUUGGACAUUGCGAGAUUUAAACAUAACUUAAUAACUACGAUCUAAAAAUCAACUACUCCAAUAUGCCACAAGGCAGCGAAAAUCUACGGAUGGCUGGAUUUAAGCCUGAUGGAACCAAAGACGAGCAGAUCAAGUAUUUCCGAGAUCUUGUAGCCGAGGAGGUAUCAUUUGAAAACAGCCUGGUGGAGCAGUGGCAGAAGAAAUUGAAAGAGUCCGGGCCUGGCAGUUCGUCCCCGACCAUCACCGAGGAUGGGGCUGACCAGAUCCGCGGGGCAAUCGGACAAUCUCGGCUCUUUCUUGACAAGAAAAUGCAGCAGUUCGUCGGUCUGAUUGAUGAGUGCGAGAUGGGGAAUACAACGACCACCCCGACGGAUUUGGCGGGGUUCUGGGAAAUGAUCUACAUGCAGGUGAAGAACAUCCAUGAUCGCUUCGAACAUUUGGACGUGCUGGCUGUCAAUGGCUGGAUGACGCCUCAGAAGGCUAAAUCUACUGUGGAUGGAGCUUCGGCAAAUGGAAUGAAAAAGAAUGGAGCAACAAAGAAACCAACCGCGAACGUGCAGGCUUCAUCCAAGAUCCGGGAAGCUAUUGAAAAAGCUCGAGCUGCUAAGGCCGCCGCGGAGACUAACAAAGAAGCCCAGUCAGUGGAUGGAAUUUAAGUCAGUAAAGAAUGCCGAGCUAUUACUCUGAAAGUACUUUCCUUACAUCCCCCUUUACCGUCCUGGUCCCUCUUGAUUUCGCCUAUGGAAUUUCGGAAUGGUAGAAAAAUGUACGGUUGCUUACUUUGGUGGCCAAAGAGUUUUUAUUUUUCCUACUUUUGUGUAGUAUUAGCGAAUUUGGGCAAGCGCCAGCAUUGACAGUAGCAUUAGCAAUAGCAGUGCUCACGGCUGUGGCCAAACGCACUGCAGCCCGGUUACUUGGCUGCCCAAACUCCGGCGUUGGAGAAAGCAGUAGCAAUACUGGUAUCAAUACUGUGCAGGGCACUGCAGGCCCGUAGCGAGAUCCCGGUUGAAUUUUCGAAGAACUCCCCCCACACUUUCCAUCAGGAAUUUUUCUGAAUACACCGUUGGAUUCACCGUAAAAUUCUAAACAAAAUAGUUGAGGAAGAUUUUUGAAUUUCGCUUUCCCCCUAAAAUCAACUGCACGGGCGGUCGGCCAUACGACACCUGAGAUUGUGGGGGAUUUCCCCCAAGUCACUCCAAUGCCCCAGCGCUCAGGGGGCAAUACCCCAA
Messenger RNA from Paramacrobiotus metropolitanus, 1419 nucleotides. RefSeq names its product disks large-associated protein 5-like. Gene Ontology annotation, biological process: signaling. The coding region runs from base 253 to 846 and encodes 197 amino acids. The record is from RefSeq and is a predicted model, not a curated record. Lineage: Eukaryota; Metazoa; Tardigrada; Eutardigrada; Parachela; Macrobiotidae. The transcript has 3 exons.